This is a messenger RNA of Sycon ciliatum, 5046 nucleotides long. RefSeq names its product protocadherin-11 X-linked-like. Gene Ontology annotation, biological process: homophilic cell-cell adhesion. The coding region runs from base 1134 to 4703 and encodes 1189 amino acids. The transcript has a single exon. Gene Ontology annotation, cellular component: plasma membrane. Gene Ontology annotation, molecular function: calcium ion binding. Lineage: Eukaryota; Metazoa; Porifera; Calcarea; Leucosolenida; Sycettidae. The record is from RefSeq and is a predicted model, not a curated record.
AGGCUGGUGAAUCAGCUGGUUUGCCUAAGAACUGGGCCAGGACAGGUCAUUAGAAGCUUUGAUCUCUUCAGGACACAGGCAUGGAUUACGAUCGGGAGUGCGAGGAGACAAGCUGACCAUGCCACUGACUGCACUCUCAGUAUGUGCUGCUGAUGAUAUGCUUGUAAGGUUGUCUGUGACUGGGUGACUGAUAACAGCCACUGGGGAGUCCAGUCCCACUGGCCACUCCAUAGCAGACAGCGAGUACAGUGCAUCUAGGAGCUGUAUGUCAGUAUAUUGUCCAUGGAUGAUCGGAUACAUGUCCCAAACUGCCUUUCCCGCUAGCAGCAUCCGGACAGUAGACUCUCUACUACUAGUACUAGCACAGAUUCAGUAAGUCCGUAUCAGUGUUACUAAUGAGUCCUGCCAGCAGUGCUCUACCAGUCGCCUCUAUUCACCAGCGACCGUUCUGAAUUGACAGCAGUCACUUUAUCUCUGGCUAGCUCAGCGUUUGAGCGGGAACACUUAAUGUCACACGGCGAUACGCACAGAACACGAGGGACUACUAGUAAGGAGCUCUCUGGUCCGAAUACGACCAAUACUGGCAAUCGACUCUGACGUGACGUGACCAAGACAGACAGCCUAUCUACGACUUGCAGUAAGACUACCUCCCAGUGCGCAUGCGAGUGGCUCGCGUCCGAGCAACAAGCAGGAGGGAUCAGCUGAGGCGUGUGAACGGACAGCCCCAUCAAGAUUGCACUGUCGAUUCUCACUUAUUAGCCGCAGUUUCGCUAGUCGAGCCUGACAGGUCUUUCAGGACGACAACGUCCACUCUGCAUGUGAACGGCCUCCUGCCUGCUACCCUUCUGAACCUCCUGCUGCUGCUACCAUUUCCGUAGCGUUUGCCCUCACAUCGCGGCCAGAGCACCUGGUCAGCGGAUGGUCACAGACACCACCAGGCGAAUAUAGGCGACUCUCGUCGUAUAAGAAGGCAAAGGUGCGGUCUUCAGGGACAACUGAAAGGUGCUCUUUCAUUUGGACAAAGUCAACGGUUCAUUUUCUCUGGAGCCGGGGAGAAAAAUUCGUCCAGCGAAAUUUCCGGCACUUGAUUUGUCGUUUUCUGGCAACCUUGUGCUGGACACGGUCGGGUAGCCAUGAUGACGGUACUAGGCAACAAGAUUCCGGCAUUACUCAUGGCUAGAUCUACGUGUGGUGUCUUGCUGAUGAUGUGCCUGAGCUGCUGUGUGACUGUGACACGCGUUGCGGCGACGUGCCGACGCGUGGACGACACAUCGCAGGCUGGACCGGGUGUCGUGUGUCGGCUGGCUUGCCGAGUUCCGGAGGAGCGGCCAGUGAACACGACAAUCGUGACGGUGGGACAAGAGCUACAGCUCGACCUGCUCACCAUCACAUGGAGUUUUGAGAUCACCAGUGAGACAAGCAACUCGAGUCGUGCAUUGCGUGUAGCUGUCAAUGAGGAGGAUGGAGCCCUGAUCCUACAGGACACCGUGGACUAUGAAUCUAAACCUACACCUGUGGGUGUCACGCGACUGGUCGUCAUGGGAACACCAAUUGCAACCAGCCAACCACUGCAGAUACUACCAGAUAGAGCCAGUGACACAACAUGCACUGUGGAUAUAGAAAUAGUCGACAUCGACGACAACCAACCGAGAGUCGACUCUAGCUUUCCCCGAAGCUUGACUGUUCGAGAGGACAUGGCGGUGGGAACAACGAUCGCGAUACUACCCAUCGUCGAUGAGGACAGUGGUGUCCUGGGCCAGUGGGUAAUAGAGCGUAUUCCGAUCGGUACCGGCCAGGACGUGGUGAUACGAGACCCCGCAUUCCGCGGAAUCGGCACGUUUGACAUCAACAAUCACACCGGCGAAAUCAGGCUCAUCUCGGAAUUGGACGCCGAGACUCAACAAGUGUACGGCGUAGCUUUCAUUAUCCUGCCAGUGGUUAGGGAUCCAUUGCAGCCAUUUCCAGCCACAGAGAUCAUGGUCUUUGUGGAAGAUGUUGACGAAUUUGCACCUGUGAUCGAGAUUUCACCAUUGAUCAUCCAAAAUAUCACCUUUUUCCCCGUAAGAGAUAUGGUUCGCGAAGCGCUCCCAGUAUCCCAGAUCGUCUUCCAGGCUACUGUCACAGAUAGAGAUGUGGACUCAAACACAAACUUCACUGUGCAUAAUGCCUUUGGAGACUUUUACACCGAGCGCGUGUUCCCAACCUCGGAUGUAAGCUGGUUUCUGAGGGCCAACGUGAACCUGGACAGGGAAACGCGGAGCCAGUACAAUCUCACACUGCUUGCUAGUGACACAAACCCGAACAACACACUUCACACGAGCACAAACUUCACAGUGUCUCUCAUCGAUUCCGACGACAAUCGGCCGGAGUUUAGCCAAGAGCUGUACGAAGCCAGGCUAGUGGAGACGACACUCGUCGGCAGCCCUGUACUGCAACUGCAAGCUAAUGAUCCUGAUCUAAGGGACUACGUGUCUUACAAACUGGACUCGAUUCUUGUCCGAAACCGUACAGGCCAGCAAACACUGCCAGCUUCCAUGGACAUUAACUCAGUAUUCAAUAUCAAUAGCACCACAGGGCUGGUGACUCUGGGACGGCGGCUGGACUUUGAAGAGUUGGGCAGUGUGACGUUCCUUGUCGUGUUCACCGCCAUCUCCAGUCGCAACCCAAGCAACAAUGGUACAUCAACAGCACUCAUCACACUGUACGAUGCCAAUGACGAAGCACCCACGUUCCUGCAGACACACUACACAUUCCAGGUGGCAGAGAACGGUGAGGGGCAAGAACCAGUAGGACAGCUGGAAGCCGUUGAUAGAGAUCCGGGCAAGAACGGGAAAGUGUUAUACUCAAUCGAAGACACAGCACGGCCUGAUGAAUCGCGAGAGUUCAGUGUACACCCAGACACAGGACUGCUCCUUACAGUGGGUGGCUUCGACAGGGAGACACAAGCCAGCUAUUCCUUUCUAGCCGUGGCUACGGACGAUGCAGAGGUAACUACAGAUCGUCUUUCUGGAGUUGCACAGAUUACCGUGAUCAUCACAGACCAAGAUGACAACCCACCGGUCUUCACAAAUCCACCAGCAGAGAUACUCGUAGGCCAGGAGUCCGCACAGGGUCAGUUGCUAUGGCAAUUCAACACCACAGACGCCGAUACCACGCCGAGCGAGGUCUCGUUUCGCGUCAGUUCACAGAAGAACAGUCAGAGUGCAAUCAUCGCGUCACACUUCACCAUGAGCAACGACGGACGGUUGACAACACGCCGGUCCCUGGCCACAUUGUCAGUCAACGUGUACACAGUACUGAUCCAUGUGCAGGAGACGAACGUUCCCACGCUGUCCAGCACGGUGCAGGUCAACUUGAACGUCACUGUCACAGCCCCGCCAGAGGCAAGCACGGGAAGUUCUGGCAUUGACCUGACUACUAUAAUCAUUGUCAUCGCAUGCGCUGCUCUACUGUUGAUCAUCAUUGCUGUUCUACUGGUCUAUGUGAAUAUCAAACGCAAGAAGCGCAGCAUGGCCAUCAUUGUGCACAGCCAGCCCAGCAAGAAUGAGCUCAUCUUCCAGAACAACAUCAGCGAGGAGCAAGCGUACAAAACGCCACACUACACACACGGCCCGCGGCCAGCGUCGCUAGUCAUCGGCUCAACAGACAGCACUACAUACAUGAACUCCAGCGACCUGCAGGGUACCACACCCAGAUCGGAUCCGGACGGUUCAGCCUUCACGCCAGGAUCGUUCACCGAAGCACCGUUCAGCGUGAAGUCGCGCAUACGCUCCGGCAUCUACGAACCAGGAGCGGCCUCGGACAACACGCCGUGUUCUAAAGAGUCGAGCCGUGCGGAUUGGGAUCGACGCAUGAGUGUUCGUACUGCCUCGACAAUGGUCGAAGAGGGAGGCUCAGUAUCUUCAUGCUCAUCAGCCAUGCAUCACACUGGCAAUGCACUAUCCACAGUUGAACCGUCGCCUGACAUUGAGCACGCCCGCCAGCGAAUGCAUUCUGAGUCAUCCGACGGCCACUCAUCGUCCCCACCUACACUCUACUCAACUGUCGGAUCGCCAGGAUCUCAGCGAGCAGCACUAACAGCAGCCAUGAGUGCCUCACCCCGUAUUGGACAGGGUAGAAGGAGAGUGGUGUCGGAGUCAUACGACGGACCAAGGUCAUACAGUGCCUACGCAGAGAGUCGCAAGACUCGCUCUCCGCCAUCUGCAUAUCAGCAGACAGGCAGCGGCGUGUCCAGAUCUGCUCUGUCCAACCCGGAAGACCGUCGCUCGCCAAUGUCGUCGAGAUCACAUUCAGUGCGCUACAGCUCCACACCACCCAGUUCAGCCCAGGGCACCGACCCCACAGGGCAAACACCCUGGCAGCCAGUAUGCUACAAGGCACCGAUAGCUGCUUCGGCCGCAGCUAGUCCCCUGGUCGGGGACUUAGCACCCGUAGCUGCCCAGACCGGUUACAAGGCUUCACCCAUCAGGCAACACUUCACACAGAACACCAUAGAAGACACUGAGCAGGACGACACAGAGAGCUCUGCUGCAUCUGAUGAGCAGUGCACUGACGAUGAAAUGCGUUUCUAUCCCUCUGGGCUUCGGCCGCAGAACAAAGGAGCAGCUGAAGGACAUGGAGCCUCGCAGAACCAGAGGGUAUAUAAUUCCUCUCUGCAAAGUCAGCAUGCUGACCUUCAACGCUUGGAAAGUCAACCACUUUGAGUGCGGGACUGUCUUUCAACCCACUUCAGCAAAGAACGAAAAGAACCGAACAGAAUGCAAUGAACAGUUUUCAUUCUCAUAUUGUGAGGUGUCUCUUUUAAAAAUAAGAUUCUAAAGCUAAUAUAACGUAACUUGUUUUGUCAACCUUUAAAUAAUCAGACCAUAACCACCUGCAUUUCCAUUUUCCAAAUCCGCAUAAGGUAAUACGUGAAUCAGAUUCAUCAUUUCUGCAAUGUCACCAAUAUUUCCUUGAGAUUGCCACAUCGUUUUUAUAGUCACCUAUUCAAAUUUCCAAUAUCACCAUAAUAAUUAUGCUGAACACCCCAGCAUCUACAUACAGGUA